CCCCCGGCACAGCCUGCCCGCCCGCCUGCGCGCCGUGCGGGGCGGCCGUGCGCCGAGGGAGCGCGGAGCGGAGCAUGGCGCGGCCGGGGGCCGGGCAGCAGCUGCGCCCGGGGCCGGGGCCGCCGCUGCGGCUGCUCCUGCUGCUGGGCGUCCUCCUGCUGCGCGGUGGAGCGGCGGGGGGGGCCGAGCCGUGCCAGGCGCCGCGGCAGUGGGAAGGGCGCACCGUGUUCUACGAGCACGGCUCGGGCCGCAACACGAGGGCCGCCGUCUCCUACGACGGCCCCAACCAGCGCCUCCGCAUCCUGGAGGAGAGGAAGGCGCUCAUCCCCUGCAAGAAGUUCUUUGAGUAUAUAUUGCUCUACAAAGAUGCGGUGAUGUUUCAGAUUGAACAAGUUACAAAGCUUUGCUCGAAGAUUGCUCUGACAGAGCCAUGGGAUCCAUAUGAUAUUCCUGCCAAUUCAACUUACGAAGAUCAGUACUACAUUGGGGGACCUGGAGAUGAAGUUAUGGUACAGGAAUGGUCUGACAGGAAACCAGCCAGAAAAUUGGAAUCCUGGGUCGGCGUUUACACUGUCAAAGACUGUUACCCAGUACAGGAAACCUACACCAAGAACUACAGCGUGACGACCUCCACUCGCUUCUUUGACAUCCACCUGGGCAUCGCAGACCCCUCCGUGUUCACUCCACCCAGCACCUGCCAGGCAGCCCAGCUGACGAGGAUGAAAGAUGAAUGCUGAGUAUGGACACUGGCUGCCCUAGGCAAACACAUAUUAGCCAAGAAGAUGGUUAUUAGUAGUCAGUUGUUGACAUCUAAGUUGAUUUUUCAAGCUAAUUGCUCUCUUUGGAAGUUGUAAGUUUUCGCUUGAGAGAGAACGUAAGCGUGUAACUGAGAAAAUACAUAAAACAAAAGAUCUCUUUCGAUCACAUUAAUCUGCUCAGUGAUGCACUUACAGUAUUAUAUAGUUGCCAUUAAGAUAAUAUUUCUAGAUACUAUUUAUUUAAGGUUGAUUUUCCUUUUGCAAAGAUUUCAUUAUUUAUUUUUUCACAAAGACAAAGCAUAGGUAGACAGCAGCAAUGGUACUGUCUAGAAGAGAAAGCUAAAUUUUGUUGUCGUUGUUGUUACUUCUGGAGACUUGAAGGGAAAGAUGACCUGCGUAAAACCUCAUCCCUAAGUGAAAAAUAUAAUUUUAAAUUAUAUGCAUCAAAAUUGUGUAAAUUUGUUCUUUUAGUUUUAUUCUGCUUUUUGUUCUCUUUUGGUUGAUUUUUUUUUCUUUCUGCUCUUCAGGAAGCUGGUAGUGAAUUUUUGAGCUAAGUUUUGUUCUUUCUGAAAAGAAACUGGAGUAGCUGUAUUAAUUUGCUGACAUGCAAAAAAUACUUCUUUGUUUCUUGGGAGAAUGGUGUGAACAUAAGGGAAGGAGGGAGAGGUACACCUUCAAAAAGAAGUAAGCCAAAGUUUUUUAUGCAUCUCCCUUUUGGAGAAGGCUUCUCCAAAGGGUGUGGUGAGACAAUUUUCAGUCAAGUUUUACUUCAGCACUCACUUUUCAAGGCAAUACUAGUUUUAACCUAUGGAAAGGGAUUAAAUGGUUCUGUACUCUAAAUGGCUUUAAUGUUUUGCAACUACUUUCAACAGUCUUUACUCAGGGUGUGGAAACACCUUCAUAAUUCCAGGGAGGUUUGAAAAAAGAAAAGCUGUUCUUUGUGCGUAGUUAGUAAAGGCUGCAUCAGCAUUCACACAGUGCCUGGUGGUUGGGAUGGAGAGAAAGACAGAGCCUGUGAGCUGUGUAGAGAGCAGGAGGGAGGAAUGGGAGGCACAGAUUUUAGAUGUCCUCUGUGCGGUGUGGCAGCAAGGCACUACAGUCUGAGCAGAUCCAUUGAUGCCUGUUUUAUUUGCUGUUUCAUCAGCAUCUCAAUCUUACUAUCUCCACAUAACCAAAAAAGUGCAGGGAGUGCACAUAUUUUGCAUUAGAAAAUUCAAACCAAACCUUCAUGCACCUUUGAUACUCUCAGAAGUGUGAUGGGUUUUGCACAUGUACCAAAUGAGAUUAAGUAGUUUAUUCUGUAAGGUGUGCAUUUUAUUUACUACUUGAAAAAGAAUUUAAAGGCAGAUUCUUGUCCUCUUAACACAUGUUGGGUACUUGUUUGCUCCAAAAGUCAUCUGGCUGUAAAUGAAUGUAAGCCCUGGAGAGUUUGGUGUCUCCAGAGGAGAGAUGGUGGGCUGGCUUUUAGUGCUUUAUAUACUCAUAGCUUUUUGUACAUAAGCAAGUGGGACAGUGGUUGUUUUUCUUUCACAGUUGUGGUCAGAAUGGCAUUUUACUCUGCCCCGUGCCUAAUGAAAGCACAUAUACAUACUGGUUAAAAUUCAGCUAGUUCACUAAAAAUGUCUCUUGGAGAGGGCCAUUUCACUGAAACACGCUAGUCGAGAGAAGGAUUGGGUUUCCUUGAAUUUAGAGUGCAUUUAUUCUGUACUCGCCUUCUGUAUUUUUUGUGUGACACUCUAAAUGCUAACUGCAUAUUGUUCUCAUUAGGACAAUGAUUAGCAUGCAUUUCUUAAUAUGUGUCCUGUUAGAAUCUGGAAAAUAUAAUAAAUCUGGCUAGCAAGCAUGAAGCUGUGGUACUGAAUCGUUUGGGAUGGCUUUGUUGCGGUCGAGCAGAUAGCUGGGUAUUCAGGCUGUCUGUAUUAUGUUUUGCUGACAGUGAUACAGUUUCUAGCAACAGCAUUAAGUGUUUCUUUUAAUAUGAAUUUGCAAAUUUGCAAAAUUCUGGUACACAAAAGUGCUUUAAAAUUUUUGCCCUGACUUGCAGGGCAAUUUUAUAUGGCUAAAUAUGUUCCUCUAAAACAAUGAUGUUGUCUUCAUAUUUAUGCUCUACAAAUGCAAUGCAGAGAGUUGUCAAAGAGAUAUCAAGCAACAAAAUUUAGGAUUACGUAUUUUGAAUUAGCCACAAACCAAAUAUGAAGCACAACAUGCGUAUGCCUGGUUUGUUAUCUUUGUUAUGAUGUGCUUUGGUUUGUUGUCAUGUACCACAAGAGACAUCUUGUCUUUAGGCAACUAUGCCAGUGACUCAGUGAGAAGGAGCAUAAAAGGAAUAUAAGGUAGCUAUAUAGUAUGCUGCCACAAUUGAAUAAAAAUGGGGGUUUCAUAUGUCUGAUAGUCUGGGAAACUUGUUUUCACAGUUAUUUGGUGAAAAAUUAAUAACAAAUUGGUAUGUACA
Messenger RNA from Pyrgilauda ruficollis (rufous-necked snowfinch), 3210 nucleotides. It is a transcript of the gene EPDR1, whose product is annotated as ependymin related 1. Gene Ontology annotation, molecular function: calcium ion binding. NCBI's taxonomy places the organism in Eukaryota, Metazoa, Chordata, Aves, Passeriformes, Passeridae. The record is from RefSeq and is a predicted model, not a curated record. Gene Ontology annotation, cellular component: extracellular region; lysosome. The transcript is spliced from 3 exons. Gene Ontology annotation, biological process: cell-matrix adhesion. The coding region runs from base 75 to 737 and encodes 220 amino acids.